This is a messenger RNA of Passer montanus (Eurasian tree sparrow), 2151 nucleotides long. RefSeq names its product tubulointerstitial nephritis antigen (gene TINAG). The record is from RefSeq and is a predicted model, not a curated record. The transcript is spliced from 11 exons. Gene Ontology annotation, biological process: proteolysis. Gene Ontology annotation, cellular component: lysosome. Bases 92 to 1501 code for a protein of 469 amino acids. Gene Ontology annotation, molecular function: cysteine-type peptidase activity. Lineage: Eukaryota; Metazoa; Chordata; Aves; Passeriformes; Passeridae.
CUUUCUGACUUCUAACUGGAGGCACUACCUCCAGAGUAAAUGAACAUUUGCUGAGAAAGUGAAGGACAAAAAGGCUUCCAGAGGCACAAGAAUGUGGCACAAAAUUCAGAUAUUGCUCUUAUACUGCAUUGCCAGUGAAGUUUCAAUGACAAAACGUCUUGAUUCCAGAAGAAAUUUCCCCCAGGCACUUCACUCUGUAAAUGCCAGUGAUCCUGCUAAGUGGAACAGGAUUAAAAGGAGUCCAUAUCAGGGAAGUUCCUGCAGGAUACGCGGCUGUUGCCCAGGAAGAGAUGACGACUGCCGCUUUACCAUUGUCUCCAGAGGAGCUGUGUGUUACUGUGACCAGCACUGCACCUCGGGCUCCCCUGGUCCUGUGGACUGCUGUACGGACUACUGGGAUGUCUGCAACCACCCCGCCGAGCCCAGCAGGUCAGAGGAGCCUUGGCCGCCUCUAGCAGCGGGUUGUUAUAAAGAUGGCCGAUAUUACGGAGAAGGAACAAUAAUUAAAGACAACUGCAAUUCCUGCAAAUGUUUCAACAGUCUCUGGAAAUGUUCAACAGACGUGUGCCUUGUUCGCCAAGACUUAAUUCAGCACAUCAAUUCUGGAGAUUUUGGAUGGAAAGCUGAAAACUACAGUCAGUUCUGGGGAAUGACAGUGGAAGAAGGUUUCAAAAAGCGCCUGGGCACCUUCCCUCCAUCUCAUUCUUUGCUGAAUAUGAGAGAGGCUCCUGGAAAAUCACUCCCAGAAGAAAAAUUUCCUGCAAUCUUUUCAGCCACUUAUGAGUGGCCUGAGUGGAUUCAUGAUCCUUUGGAUCAGAGAAACUGUGGAGCAUCCUGGGCUUUUUCAACUGCAAGUGUUGCAGCAGAUAGAAUAGCAAUUCAUUCAAAGGGUCAGAUCACAGACAACCUUUCUGCUCAGAACUUGAUCUCUUGUGAUACCAGGAAUCAACAUGGAUGUAAUGGUGGAAGCAUUGAUGGUGCCUGGAGAUACCUGAAAACACAUGGGGUUGUAUCAUAUGCUUGUUAUCCAUCAUUUUGGAACAAACACCUGGGGCCAUCAGCUGAAAACCAGUGUUAUGUGUCAAGUGAAUAUGGAAAAAACCAUACAGAUGGGCCAUGUCCCAAUGCUUUUGAAAAAUCCAAUCGGUUAUACCGGUGUGCCUCUCACUACAGGGUGUCCUCAAAAGAAACUGAUAUAAUGGAAGAAAUCAAGGACAGAGGACCAGUGCAAGCUAUAAUGAAAGUGUAUGAAGAUUUUUUUCUUUACAAAGAGGGAAUAUAUCGACACUCCCAGAAAGCAGGAUCUAAAUGGAAAACUCAUUCAGUCAAACUCCUUGGGUGGGGAGCAUUACCUGACAAAAAUGGACAGAAACAGAAGUUUUGGAUUGCUGCAAAUUCCUGGGGAAAAUCCUGGGGAGAAAAUGGUUAUUUUAGGAUUCUUCGUGGACAAAAUGAGUGUGAUAUUGAGAAGCUGAUUUUAGCUACUUCGGGACAACCAUAGUUUGUCUAUACCAUACUCUGCUUGGUGUAUCUAUUUUUUCCAUUGUUGUUUAUUGAGUCUUUAUGGGUUAAAAAUGGCAUCUUCUCUCUAAGUUACCUUCCUGACUUGAACACACUGCAGACACCGUAGCACUCUUGGAUCUUUCCUGGUACAAAAACCCUUUAGACUAAAAGCAUGUUGGAUCCAGGACUACUGAAAACCUUGAUGUCUCACAGAGCAGGGAGUUCCCUCCUCAUUGAAAAAUGCCAGAUAAAAAUGGAAUUACAGUGUUAGCAUUAAUCUCUUUGCAGUAUAUACUCUGAUCAGAAAUUAUUUCAGAAAUAUUAUGUGCUCUUCCAAACAAAAUUGGCUCAGACAGCUCAUAGUCCUACUGGAUAAUAAAAUCCAAAGAAAUGCAAGUAGCUGUGGUCCUAUAGUUGAAGGAAUAUUUCCUAUACACCUUUACUUAAAACUAAGUAGAUAAAUUUUAUCUAUGUAUCAAUAUCUCAUCCAGGAAAUUAAUUUUUUUCUAGUAGAUACCACAAAGUUGAUGCAUUCAGUGUAAUACAAAAAUAGCUUGCAAUGACAGAGUGUGUUCCUGUUCCUACAACCACAACUGAAAUGGUAUAAUUUUAAUAAUGUUUUAAUUAAAAUAAAAUAAGAAAAUGUAA